Molecule: messenger RNA, 3423 nt
Organism: Mastomys coucha (southern multimammate mouse)
Lineage: Eukaryota; Metazoa; Chordata; Mammalia; Rodentia; Muridae
Gene: Mdfic
Product: MyoD family inhibitor domain containing
Exons: 5
Coding region: 391-1134 (247 amino acids)
Source: RefSeq, a predicted model, not a curated record
GAUAUGAUGAAAGGGAGCCACAGAGAGAGAAGUGUUUGAAGAGUGUAGGAGUGGCAGCGCGAGGGUGAAAGAGACGCACAAGUGGAUCCUAAAGUCCUUCCCCGGAGAGGGGCUGCCUGGAGGGAAGGGACAGAGUGCGGAGUCAGCGCGGGCGGCUGCCACUGUCGCCGCCACUCCCGGAGGCGGCGGGACGUGGUCAGGCUGCCGGGACGUGAUGGGGCUGCGGCCCCAGCCUCGCUGACUACCGGUGGCGGGAGGAAGGGACUCGGAGCAGCCCGCGGGGCGCAGGGAGAGGGGGAUGCCGAGAGGCAGGCCAUUUCCUGUACCCAGAACCUAAGCAGCCGGGGUCGGUGCACCCCGCAGGGACGGCCCGGGCUCGGAGCGUGGCCCAUGUCCGGCGCGGGUGAAGCCCUCGCUCCCGGGCCCGCGGGGCAGCAGUGCCUGGCCGAGGCGGGCGGCGGCCGGCUGGGCUCUCCGGCCCACGAAGCCUGUAAUGAGGACAGUACUGAGAAAGAUAAAAGUCGAGCUACCAGCAGCCACACCAGGUGUGGACUGAUGCGGGACCAGUCCCUUUGGAGAGAUCCUUCAGAUGGCGAACUCGUCAGAACCCAACCUGAGCGUCUGCCUCAACUGCAGACAUCAGCACCGGAACCCAACAAGGAGGAAGCAGGCAAGAUAAAGAAUGGCGGCCACACAAGUAUGAGCAAUGGGAAUGGAAUUCACCACGGAGCCAAACAUGUGUCUGUGGACAAUCACAAAAUGUCAGCUCCUGUUUCUCAGAAAAUGCACAGAAAACUUCAGUCCAGCUUGUCUGUCAGCAAUGACGUCAGUAAGAAGAGUAAAGUAAAUGCUGUCUUUUCCCAAAAGUCCGCUUCCUCACCUGAAGACUGUUGUGUCCACUGUAUCCUGGCGUGCUUGUUCUGUGAAUUCCUGACCCUCUGCAACAUCGUCUUGGGACAAGCUUCGUGCGGCAUCUGCACCUCCGAAGCCUGCUGCUGUUGCUGUGGCGAUGAGAUGGGCGAUGACUGUAGCUGCCCCUGUGACAUGGACUGUGGCAUCAUGGAUGCCUGUUGUGAAUCCUCAGACUGUUUAGAGAUCUGCAUGGAAUGCUGUGGCAUCUGUUUUCCUUCAUAAAGAUUUAUCUCUUGUUUGUACUAAAACUGGAGACGACAUUACAAUCUUUCUUGUAGGGGAAAGAAAAGCCCCUGGUAAGGCUCCCGUGAAGCAGCUCAGUAUUUGCACUGUCUAACUCAUUCCUUUUACAUAAUCUCUGAAAUUCUUCCUCUUUCACCAGAUGUGUGUGGUUUAAUAUGUGAAGUUUUAACUGCCUGACUGGCUUUCGAAGCAUCUUCGUAGAUGAUAAUAAUUGGAAGACAUUUUGACACACACAGCCUACAAUGUUAAAUGUCUUCUUUCUCUCAACAUGUCUGUUUUCCCUAACCAUUCUGAGCAGCUCUUUGCUCUAAAUGCAAUAUUGCUCAGUAUGUCUUUAAACCAGUUCACUUUGAUAUUUAUCUAUUAGAGGUCAAUAGCAAACUUUUUUUUUUAUUCUAAGCAAGCGCAAACAUUGGGCAGAGGCGUAAACAGUUGUGGGACUCUCCAUGUUGGUCUCCUCUGGGCUCUCCACCUCUCUUGUUCUGCCAGAGUGCACUGAGGAAGAUCAUGUUGCUCUCUCACCCAGAGCAGCAGGAAGCAUAAUGGAGGAGAACAGGAGGAGAGCCGUAAAGAAUGAACCAGGUCGCAAGGCAUGCUGACUUCAGGACUGUAAAGGCAAGAGGCCGGAGGAACACACAGAAGUGAAUGAUGGAUUACUGAAGGAGGAUGUGUGAGGCGUUGUGGAGGCACUAGGAUGAGCUAUUUAAAUUUAGAAGAAAGUUUAAGGUGGACAGCCUGGGCUGUCUACGCUCUGAACAAGAGAAAAGGAUUUGCCUUGAUUGUACAUUGCAGCAACACAGCUUUCUUAGAACUAUAAAAUCUAAACUAAUGCAAAUAUGCACUUUUCUACACAUAAUUUAAGUGUUAUAAAUUUUAAUGAAAACAUAAUACCUUGUUAACAUAACUAUAUUUUACCAAAAAAAAAAUGUAGAACACUUUUUAACAACGUUCAUUUAAAUGAGUUUUUUUUUUAAGAUUAAAAAUUCCCAGUAUUCAUUGGGGUUUUUCCAAAGCUGGCUUAUAUUUGGAAAGAUUCAGUUCUUUAGCAUGCAGGGGUUGGGGUGGGGGUCUAUUUAUUUUCACUGGCUUGUAGUUCUAGCCUUAUUGUAUUUCAUAAAUAUGUAAGUUUUGGAUCCACUACAGGAGGACCUCAGAUGUCCACCAUCAUCACCAGAUAUCAGGAUUCCAACUGUGUGUGAAAUUAUGCCAAGAGGCAGAUUAUAAAGAUACUAAGGUCGGAAGAAGUGAGGCUGCGAUGAGACUAAUUCUAAAGUGAUGGAGUCAGCUCAUGUGGAAGGGAGGGAGAGUUCAGGUUCAUACACAUCCUCCCCUGAUUUUUUGUUUUUUUGUUUGUUUGUUCGUUCACUUGUUUUUCUCUCCAGAUUUAAAAUUUGGUUAAAUUGACUAAUUCCUUAUAGGCUCUUGAGACUUGUUAGUGGUUCUUCCUAGUUCUGGAUGAAUAUUAGAUUAUUAGAAAUAGUGCUUUUGGGGGAAGAAUUUAGCCAGACUAGACCUUUAGGAGACCUGAACAUUUUUUUUACAUGAAGAAUGGCAAUAUCACCAGUGUCUUUCCUUUGAAAAUUAGCCUAGCUUAUAAUUAAAUUAUUAUUUUAAAUAUUCUUUGAAAAAAAAUCAAGUGCAUCUCCUUUCUAGUGCAAUUUACAUGUGCAUAUACUUUAAAUAUGAUGCUAAUAUACAGCUGCCUUCUUCUUCAUUUUUUAAACAGAAGCUUUGAUUCAAAUAUAAUGGCAACUUUAAUAUUUCCAUAUACCCGAUGUUAGCUUGUGCUUAUAUCAUAGGAUGAAGAAGAGCCAUCUGUUUAUGGAUAAGCCUCCUAAUGAUUGUUAAAAUAUUUGCCUCGUUAUCCUGUAAAACUGUUUAACCAAGAGGCUUGUCUGAUGCUUGAAUAUAUCUUGCUAUGAUUUGCAAUGAAAAUGUUAGUGCAUUAAAAAUGUUUUUCUGUAAUAGAGAGCAUUAGUGAAUACCAGAAUUUAAUUUCCAUACUUGUACGUGUAGGACUUUUCUUCAGCUCUCUACUCCAGGCAAGCCAUUCCUUAAGGCAUCUUGUAUAAUUCAAAAGAAAAAUAGGCAAAUGUGAAAACAGUUUUAGCAUAUUUUAGAAUUUUGGUAUAUAAAGUGUUUUGUUGAAUCUUAUGGCCGUCAAAGCUAAUUGCUAUAGUUUACACCUAGACAUUCCGACUCUUUUUAAAUGUGGCAUAUUUUCAAACUGGAUCCUGGAUAUUUUAAAAUUAAAAAGGAAUAUGACUA